CUAUCAAAAUGGCCUGGGGAUAUCCCCUCGACCAUAAUUGAGAUUAGAAGAGAACCAGUUUUCUUGGAAACCAAAUAAAUAUGCUCUUUAUCUCUACUGCAGUUUCUUACUUUUGUUAGAAAGAAGUUACCAAGCAAAGUGGGACGACUCAAAUCGCAUUUCUUAGAGAUAUUACCUAAACCGUUCGAAGUGUUUUAAUAAGUGUUCAAUCUGGGCAAGAGGGCCUUCCAAGAAACAACAACUGUUUGUAAGGCUGGACGAAGUCAACCUGUCUUGUUUCUUUGAAAGAAGGACACUUACAAGCUACUGCAGCCAUGAAUAGAAGAAGAUGCUCAGCGAUCCUCAAAAUGCCAGUGGAUCUCUUGUAAAUUCACAUUUGGAAUCUCCACUUUCAUCUAAUAUUCUACAGCUGGAAAUUAGUGGUAUGUAUUGGAGGAACUGCACAAAAAAUGACGCCGAAAUGUCCCUGGAACACAGAGUAGACGGGGACUUCUUGAUUCGCGAUAGUGGAAUGAACAAUUGUUUAUUUACCAUUUCAAUUAAAUGUAAAAAAAGAGUGGUGCACUUGCGAACGAUAUAUUCCAAAGGGAGAUUUAGUAUCGUGGGGGAAUAUUAUGGCCAGGAACCAACGUUUUGUAGUUUUGUUGCUAUGAUUGAACAUUACAUAGAAAAAUCGAAAAGUGGGUCAAUGCUGGUUUUAUCGUCAUCGAAACAUCGCAAAUGUCACGUACAGCUACUUCGCCCGGUCAGAACUGUAUGCCCAACAUUGAAGCAUCUUUGUCGGACAAAAAUUAACCAGCUUUGUGAGAGCUCAGGAUCUCCUAAUAUUGCCAACGACCUUCCAAUGGACCUGAGGACAUAUGUCAAAGAAUAUCCUUUCAGAAUUUGAAUUUAUCGAUAUCUAAAUAUCAUGCUGUUUGAAGAAGCAAGGACAGGAGUUAUCCAGUUGACUUCUUUGCGAGUUGAAGUUUGAAGACCAUGCAUCUCUUGGUUACAAAAGACCGUUCAUCUUUUCGUCAGGGAGUUCUGAAUGAUUCUGCAAAGACUACAGUGACAAGAAGCCGUGAUAUAACGGCCAGAAAUCAUGCCGUGAUAUCAUUAUUCAUUGGUAAAUAGUUUCUUGAAACAUUCAUGCGUACACACACUUCAAUGUAAUUAUUUUUAUAGCCAUCCAUACUGUAAAUGUCAAAAUAUUGAAAUUUAACUUAUUCUUUUUGUGAGAUGAUUUUGUAGUCUUGUUUUACAAUUCAAUGUUUGUUUUACAACAUCAGAAUAGGGUUUCUAUAUGAUAAAGAAAAAUGCUCAUGAAAUAAUCAAGAAAA
Rhopilema esculentum is the source of this 1322-nucleotide messenger RNA. Lineage: Eukaryota; Metazoa; Cnidaria; Scyphozoa; Rhizostomeae; Rhizostomatidae. The record is from RefSeq and is a predicted model, not a curated record.